Messenger RNA from Penicillium odoratum, 2226 nucleotides. Its product is annotated as CCR4-Not complex 3'-5'-exoribonuclease subunit Ccr4. Gene Ontology annotation, biological process: nuclear-transcribed mRNA poly(A) tail shortening. NCBI's taxonomy places the organism in Eukaryota, Fungi, Ascomycota, Eurotiomycetes, Eurotiales, Aspergillaceae. The transcript has 2 exons. The record is from RefSeq and is a predicted model, not a curated record. Gene Ontology annotation, cellular component: CCR4-NOT complex; cytoplasm; nucleus. Gene Ontology annotation, molecular function: protein binding; poly(A)-specific ribonuclease activity. Bases 1 to 2226 code for a protein of 741 amino acids.
AUGGCCGAUGGUACCUACAGGUUCCAGCAGCCUGGGGCCGGGCCGUUUCCUUUUCAAUCACAACACUCACAUCAACGACACAAUUUACCAAACGGGACCAAUUCUCCGGUUCGAUUAAAGCUAAACCACGACACACCCUCCCCCUCCCGAUCCCCCCCUGUCAAUCAAUCAACCGCCACUCCUUUCAACAUGUACCAAGGACAACACAUGGUGAUGAAUGGGGCUCAGGCUCAUCAUCAGCACCAGCACCAGCACCAGCAACAACAGCAGCGCUAUGCGGGCAUUGGUGGGAUGCCAAUCUCUAAAUUCCAAUCGCACCACACUCAACAACAGAUUCACGCCUCCCACUCUCAAGCAACACACACCUUCACCCAACAGAACUAUUCCGCUGGCGUUUUGCCCACAUCGAGUGCUCAAUUCAAUCAGAACCACCUUCAAAAUGGCGGCCAAACAGUCGCCGAUGACGAUAUGGAGGGACCAAUGAGCGAACAUUGGCAACAGCAGCUCCAGCUGUACCAGGAGUCGAGACAGUCCAAUUCUCCUCAUUACUAUGCCCGGGUCAUGGCACAGCAAGCCAAGGGGAUUUCGCUCAUCGCCAGCCAGACAGAUUCGAGUGAGGCCACGGGCGAUAAGCCGGGAUCAACACAAGGAUGGAAUGCGCUUGAUUUUGGUGGACAGGGCUUGCGUGCAAUGGCCCCGUCAUUGUUUGGGUAUGGCUUUCUCGAAAAGUUAUACCUUAACCACAACAAGCUUAAGGCAAUCCCUGCGGCAAUUGGUGAAUUGCGCAAACUGACCCAUCUCGAUGUUUCCGGCAAUGAGUUAACAGAGCUCCCCGAAGAGAUUGGCAUGUUGACCAAUCUCAAGAAGCUAUUUCUCUUUGACAAUCACAUUCGCACCCUCCCUUACGAGAUGGGUUACCUCUACCGUUUGGAGACGUUGGGCAUUGAAGGCAACCCUUUGAACGAUGUCUUGAAGUCUCAAAUUAUGAAAGAUGGGACUAAAGCUCUUAUCAAAUAUCUUAGGGAACAGAUGCCUGUACACUUGCCUCCCCCAGAUCGUGACUGGGUUAUUCUCGACGAAACUGCGAGUUCCAACAACAGCCCCGCUGAGAAAAUCACUGUUCUAUCCUAUAACACCCUCUGCGACUCCUCCGCCACCGCUUCUCACUACGGCUACGUUCCUUCACGCAUUCUUUCCUGGGAGUUCCGUCGCGAACUCAUCCUUGAAGAACUCAAGUCUCACAGUUCGGACAUUGUCUGUCUUCAGGAGGUGGAUCAAGGCAGCUACAACAACUUCUUCCGGGAGCAACUUGCUUACAGUGGAUACAAAGGCGUUUUCUGGCCCCGAGGGCGUGCUAUGGGGAUGCAAGAAGAAGACGCGAAAGCCAUCGAUGGUUGCGCCACUUUCUUCAAGGGAAGCAAGUACAUUCUCUUGGAUAAACAUUUAAUCAACUUCGGUCAAACCGCCGUUCGUCGGCCCGACGCCAAGGGCCAAGACGAUAUCUACAAUCGACUUUGGCAGAAGGACCACAUUGCAGUUGUUGUUUUCCUCGAGAACCGACAGACUGGAGCCCGAUUUAUGGUGGUGAAUUCUCACCUCUACUGGGAUCCGGCUUUCAAGGACGUUAAGCUCAUUCAGACUGCCAUUCUCAUGGAGGAACUCACCAAGCUAUCUGACAAAUACGCCAAGAUGCCUGCCUGUGCAGACAAGACCGCAUUCCGCUUUUCUGAGGCGGAAAGCGGAACUGAGAACGCGCCAAUUGUGGAGCCUGCUCCGUCAAAGGAAUACUCCAGCGGGGAUCAAAUCCCGCUUCUGAUGUGUGGUGAUUUCAACUCAUCCCCUGGGUCUGCGGCAUACACCGUGAUUGCGACCGGACGACUUGAUGAAGAUCACCCGGAGCUCAAGAACCGUCUUUAUGGAAACUUGAGCACAGUCGGAAUGUCACAUCCAUUCCAACUUAAGUCCGCCUACGAAUCUAUCGGGGAACUGAGUUUCACAAACUACACGCCGGAUUUCAAGGACAUCCUCGAUUAUGUGUGGUUCUCAUCCAACACGCUUCGCGUGUCCGCCUUACUUGGCGAGGUUGACAAGGAGUACCUCCGUCGGGUUCCAGGAUUCCCCAACUUCCAUUUCCCUAGUGAUCACGUUGCAUUGUUCGCGGAGUUUACCCUUAAAGGGAAGAAAGGAAAGGUUGUAGAAGCGGACUUUGGGCCGCAACGACACUGA